Molecule: messenger RNA, 1673 nt
Organism: Salvelinus fontinalis (brook trout)
Lineage: Eukaryota; Metazoa; Chordata; Actinopteri; Salmoniformes; Salmonidae
Gene: pcbd1
Product: pterin-4 alpha-carbinolamine dehydratase/dimerization cofactor of hepatocyte nuclear factor 1 alpha
Exons: 3
Coding region: 95-319 (74 amino acids)
Biological process (GO): tetrahydrobiopterin biosynthetic process
Molecular function (GO): 4-alpha-hydroxytetrahydrobiopterin dehydratase activity
Source: RefSeq, a predicted model, not a curated record
UGCUUGCAUUCCAGCUGCUUUUACUGUGGAUAGCAGAUUGCCUCAGUGCAAGUGAAGCAGAGCCCUCUGUCUCUCUGAGAACAGCCAAAAAACCAUGGCUAGUAAAAUCCAGGGUUUGAGUGAGGAGAGGGAGCAUCUACUCCCCCUGCUCCGGAACGCCCAGUGGGUGGUGGUGGUGGGAAGGGACGCCAUCUACAAAGUGUUCAUCUUCAAAGACUUCAUCCAGGUCCAGAUCACACUCAGCACACAUGACUGCGGGGGCCUCUCCAAGAGAGACAUCACUCUGGCUACCUUCAUCGACCAAGCAUCUGUCCUCUGAGCAACUCAUGGCCUGCAGCCAUUUCAGUCUAUCAUCUCAAUGGCAGAACCAAGAGCAGAGGACACCUAUUCAUCCCGCCCCAUACGUUAAUUCAGAUGACUAACCUGGGACAGGAACAGGAAAUGUCAUCUCAGAAUCCCAAUGAAUGUUUGUUUAAACGGUCACGUUCAAUUCAUAAUGUAACAUUUAGCAGGUGUGGUGUUUGUUACUAGACUGAUAUGGGAAGUGGAGCAAAAGACCAUUCAACUAUAUACAGUGGGGUCUGAAAUUGACACUCUUGAUAGAGAUGAGCAAUAAUGACUAAAAAAUAAAUAAUUCAAAUACUGAGCUAUAUUGUAUGCUCCAAAAAUUGGGAAAUUAUAUUAUUGUAUACUCAUACAAUUGCUCAGAAAAAUAGAUUUUGAUUAAGAAAUAAGACUCUUCUACAUUAAAUGUGGAUGCUACCAUGAUUAUCGAUAAUCCUGACUGAAUUGUAAAUGAGUGAGAAAGUUGCAGAGGGUCAAAGAUCAUAUGCCCAAGACAUGCUAACCUCCCGUUAUUGGUAAAGGUGAGAGGUUAGCAUGUCUUGGAGGGUAUGAUCUUUGACCCUCUGUCUCACUCAUCAUUAUUCAAGAUUCAUUCAGCAUUACCUGUAACCAUGGUAGCAUCCACAUUAAUGCAGAAGUGUUUAGAAACAUUUAAUUAUUACUUACGAUGUAACUCAAAUGACACAAUACAUUGUUUACCAUUCAAAUAAUCUGAAACACAACCAAAACAAACUGCAAAUGCAUCCAACAAGCUUGCAGUCACAAGCUUCAUGUAGUCAUGUGUGCUAGGAAUAUGAGACAAAAUACUAAACUUGACUACUUUAAUUUAUAAGAAUCUGUAGGGGUGUCAAUCAUUUUGACCCUUACCUUUUUGAAGAAAGAAUAUUACUUGUUAAACAAAAUCUCUCUGAGCAAUUGUAGUAGUAUAAAUGAAUAUAAUUUCCCACAUUUGUUUGAGCAUACAAUAUAUGCUCAGUAUUUCAAUUAUUUAUUUUAUUCAGUCAUUAUUGCUCAUCUUUAAUCAAGUGUCAAUUUCGGGACCCCACAGUAAAUGAAACAUUCCUCUAUCCCCAGCUGAGCAGAUCAAGUACUCAAUUUUUUUUUUUUUUAAGCAUCAAAAAAGGCACGUAAUAUGACUCUAGCUCUGACUACGAACUGGGGAAAAUUCCUUCACUUGUUCAUUCGUCAUUUUCUAAAAUUAUAGUGGCAACAUAAACACUGCGUUUUCUUGUCAGUCUGUCUAGUCUACUUGUGCCUACCAUUUGUCUCAAACUGUUUCCCUCUGUCAAAUGUUUUGUAAGUGGCAAAUAAAGUUGUUUGAAUAACAA